Molecule: messenger RNA, 1485 nt
Organism: Dichomitus squalens LYAD-421 SS1
Lineage: Eukaryota; Fungi; Basidiomycota; Agaricomycetes; Polyporales; Polyporaceae
Product: Pkinase-domain-containing protein
Exons: 9
Coding region: 100-987 (295 amino acids)
Biological process (GO): G1/S transition of mitotic cell cycle; protein phosphorylation; regulation of G2/M transition of mitotic cell cycle
Cellular component (GO): cyclin-dependent protein kinase holoenzyme complex; cytoplasm; nucleus
Molecular function (GO): cyclin-dependent protein serine/threonine kinase activity; cyclin binding; ATP binding
Source: RefSeq, a predicted model, not a curated record
CGACCUCCUCGUCCACUACAGGCUCCACGUUCUCGUCUUCACGCUACGACCUCAAGACACGUCUAGGUACACUAAGAAUCCUCACGACCGCGUCAAGAUAUGGAACGCUACUCGAAGAUUGAGAAAGUUGGUGAGGGAACCUACGGAGUCGUUUACAAGGCUCGGGACAUCAACACAAACAGGGUCGUGGCGCUUAAGAAGAUUAGAUUGGAAGCCGAAGACGAAGGUGUUCCCAGUACGGCCAUCCGGGAAAUCAGCCUUCUCAAAGAGCUUAAGGACGACAACGUGGUUCGGCUCCUCGACAUCGUCCACGCCGAUCAGAAGCUCUACCUUGUCUUCGAGUUCCUCGAUGUCGACUUGAAGAGAUACAUGGAGAACGGCAACAAGUCUGGCCGUCCCAUCACCCCGGACAUUGUCAAGAAAUUUACGCAUCAACUCACAUCAGGCCUGCUCUAUUGCCAUUCCCAUCGCAUCCUCCACCGCGACCUCAAGCCCCAAAACCUGCUGAUCGAUAAGGACGACAACCUCAAGCUCGCCGACUUCGGUCUCGCACGCGCCUUCGGUAUCCCAAUGAGGACAUACACUCACGAAGUCGUCACGUUGUGGUACCGCGCUCCCGAGGUCCUGCUCGGCUCGCGACACUACUCCACGGCUAUCGACAUGUGGUCCGUUGGGUGCAUAUUCGCCGAGAUGUGCAUGCGCGGCCAUCCGCUCUUCCCCGGUGACUCGGAGAUUGACCAGAUCUUCAAGAUCUUCAGGGUACUUGGCACACCUAACGAAGAGAUCUGGCCGGGGGUUCACCAGCUGCCGGACUACAAACCGUCGUUCCCGCAUUGGUCAGCGCAGGACCUCCGCGAGCACGUUACGACAUUAGACAGCGAGGGCAUCGACCUCUUGAAGCUGAUGUUGACGUACGACACCGCCAAGCGUAUCUCCGCCAAGCGUGCCCUUAUCCACCCCUACUUCAGCGACUUCGCCGCCGCCUGACACCUCGACCCCCAGCCACCCCUGAUCCCCGAUACAUUUCGCUAUGCUACUCUGCCCGGUCCCAUCUGGUCUCGCUCUUGUGCCUGUCGUUUGUUACUUCAAGGUUCCCCUGUCCUUGUUCACAUUCUCGUUCACGUUCACGUCCUCAUGCAUCUCUCAAUCCUCUCGUCAAGCAAUGUUGUUCGACUCACACACACCCAUACACCUCAUACACUAUAUUGUACUGCCCUAAACCUUGUGUGUUUCUACGCCACGACCCCGUCGCCCUCCGUCUCUCUCACGUCCCGCACGCCGCCCUCUCUCGACUCGGCAUCCACGUUUCCUGUCACGUUCCCCGUGUGUUUUCCCACGUUGUCAUGUUUACGAACGCGUCGAUAUCCGCUCGCUCAGCCGCUUGAUGACCCCCAAUGUCCGCCCGCUCGCCGCCUGAUGACCAUGUCCGUUUGCCCUUCGAUGAUAGUCCCCUCCAUUUACCCUCGCUACCCUUCACCCUCUCCC